AUGCCUUUCAGUAGAUAUGUCGAAGUUGGACGUGUUGUCCUUGUCAACUAUGGCCCAGAGACUGGAAAGCUCGCCACCAUCAUUGAUAUUGUUGACCAAAACAAGUGUUUGAUUGACGGACCAGAAGAAAUCACCGGUGUUUCUCGACAAGUCAUCCCUUUCACCAGAAUCGCCCUUACAGACUUCACCGUUAAGAUCCAACGCAAUGCACGCACCAAGACUUUGAAGAAGGCAUGGGAAGAGGCUGACACAAUGAACAAAUGGGAGGCCUCAAGCUGGGCCAAGAAGCUUUCCGCCAAGAAGAAGCGAGCAAGCCUCAGUGACUUUGGACGAUUCAAGGCCAUGGUUGCACGAAAGCAAAAGAGUGAAAUUAUUUCCAAGAAGAUGACUGAGCUUGGAGCUUAA
This is a messenger RNA of Cylindrotheca closterium, 405 nucleotides long. NCBI's taxonomy places the organism in Eukaryota, Bacillariophyta, Bacillariophyceae, Bacillariales, Bacillariaceae. The record is from the annotation of a GenBank genome assembly.